Molecule: messenger RNA, 1443 nt
Organism: Penicillium soppii
Lineage: Eukaryota; Fungi; Ascomycota; Eurotiomycetes; Eurotiales; Aspergillaceae
Product: MFS transporter
Exons: 2
Coding region: 1-1443 (480 amino acids)
Biological process (GO): transmembrane transport
Cellular component (GO): membrane
Molecular function (GO): transmembrane transporter activity
Source: RefSeq, a predicted model, not a curated record
AUGGUGAAGAGCGAGCCCUCCCCGCUGUAUACCAUUCUCUCUGAAAGGCGAAAAAGAUGGACUAUCACAAUCGCCUCAUUGGUGACAUUUCUGUCCCCUGUGUCAGCCAAUAUGUAUUAUCCCGCCAUAAACCAGUUGGCGCGCGACCUGCACGUGCCUCCUUCCAGAAUCAACUUGACUAUCACGGUUUUCAUGAUUGUCCAAGGAAUAGGGCCAUUUUUGAUCGGUGGUUUGUCAGAUGUAUAUGGUCGUCGACCAAUAGUGAUGGCCUCUCUCUUAAUCUAUAUGGGAGUGAACAUUGGUCUAGCCCAACAGACGAGCUACCCCGCCUUGAUGGCUCUACGCUGUCUACAAAGUUUUGGUAGCAGUACGGCAUCGAUAGUCUGCAGCUCUGUUACGGCGGAUCUGAUACCUCGGGCGGAGCGUGGACGGUACAUGGUCUAUUCAUCACUAGGUGUGACACUGGGACCCGCCAUUGGUCCUAUCGUGGGUGGUAUUCUGACGCAAUUUCUCAGCUGGCGGAGCACUUUCUGGUUUCUUGCCAUUUUUGCCGGCAUUAUGACUACCCUUGUACUUGUAUUUCUGCCGGAGACCUGCCGCGUGAUGGUAGGAAAUGGCUCUGUUUCACCUCCAUGGUGGAAUGUGCCGCUAGUCCAAUAUCUUCAUCGCAAGGCCGAGGAUCAUGAAUCUAUGCGUUCACAGAUUCAGAAUGAGGAGAAAUCACCUCCACCUAAACGACCAACCCCACUGGACAGCAUCAGAGUGGCUAUGGAGAAAGAAACCGCUGCCAUUAUCGCCUUCACGACACUGUUGUUCUGUGGAUAUACAUCUGUGUUGAGCACUCUUCCGUCCCAGCUUGAGCAUAAAUACCGCUUCAAUGCUCUACAAGUCGGAUUAUGCUACAUUUCUUACGGGGCAGGGAGUCUCACAUCCCGUUGGACAAUCGGAAGACUCAUUGACUGGAACUUUCGGCGCCACGCGAGAAAGCAAGGCAUCGAAGUCAUCAAAAAUCGCCAGGUGGACCUAACACUUGUGCCGGUAGAGAAAGCACGCCUGCAAAUCACCUUUCCAGUGAUAUACUGUGUUUCGGUGGCGAUUAUCGGCUACGGAUGGCUAAUGAACUAUCAAGUCAACCUUGCCGGCCCACUUAUCAUGCUCUUCCUUGUGUCGCAUUUGAUCUCCGGAGCAACUAGUACUCUGAUUACCCUUGUCGUUGAUUGCCAUGUCCGUCGACCGGCUACUGCUUCUGCAGCAAACAAUAUGUUUCGAUGUAUGUUUGGCGCUGGUGCAGUGGCGGGAGCUAUUCCGUUGAUCAAUCUGAUUGGGAUUGGAUGGACAGGGACGAUGAUUGCUUUCAUAUGGGUCUUAUGCAGUCCAACGCUAUGGUAUGUUUAUUUUUGGGGUCAUAGUUUCCGCAAGGGGAAGGAGGAAUAUAUGAUCUAA